AAAUUGUAUUCUUUAGAGGGUGUAGCGUUUUAAUGGUUCGCAGUAUACUUUGGUGACGCAUGUAAACCAGCGCUGUCGACCGCCCAUUUGUGUUCUCGUCUUCGGGAAAAAACGUUUGUCGGAUAUCUUCUGCAUGGUGAUAGAGAACAAUGGAUAAGGAACAUGAGGAAGCUGAGCUGAGUCAGUUUGAUAUGGAGGAGGAAGACUCGUCCGGCAGCUCCGAGGACGUUCCGCGGAGCAAGCGGGAGACGUUCUCACGCAAGAUCGACUUCCUGUUCGCAUGCUGUGGCUUCUCAAUCGGCCUUGGCAAUGUCUGGAAAUUCCCCUUCCUCUGUUACAGAAACGGCGGAGGUGCAUUUUUGAUCCCAUAUUUUGUCUGCUGUAUCGCCGGGGGAAUUCCAACCUUCCUGCUCGAAGUGUCUGUCGGCCAAUUUAUGUCACUUGGCGGCAUGAACGCCUGGAAAAUAUGCCCUCUAUUUCAAGGUAUCGGUGUUGCGGCGGCCGUGAUAGUGUUUCUGGUCAACUGCGACUACAACGUGCUUCUGUCGUGGGCCUUUUACUAUUUCUUCGCCUCGCUGACCACCGUGCUACCCUGGUCACACUGCGAAAACGAUUACAACACCAACAAGUGCACCACGGGCAAGUUUGGUGACAAACAGCCGGCCGCCGUCAACGCAACAAAUAACACGUUGGUGACAUUGGUGAACGAGGCCGCUAAUUUGACGUCAGUUGCGUACAAUAAAAGCGUUGCUCAAAUAGAUCUCAAAACAGUCGGGUCGGACCCUGUAACGGAAUUCUGGGAACGGAAGGUAUUAGACAUCUCCGACGGUGUGGGGGAGCCGGGUCCGAUAAAGUGGGACCUGUGCUUGUGUCUGUUGCUCGCCUGGAUUGUCGUCUACUUCUGCAUCUGGAAGGGAAUCAAGGGUUCCGGGAAGGUGAUGUACUUUACUGUUCCGGCGCCGUACUUGCUCAUGUUUGUGUUGCUGGUGAGAGGAGUCACGCUUGAGGGAUCAUUGGAAGGCAUCAAAUAUUACCUCACCCCUGAUUUCUCCAAACUUCUUGACUACCAGGUGUGGGCGGACGCUGGAAACCAGGUGUUCUACUCGUACAGCCUCUCAACCGGCAUCCUCGUCGCCCUUGGAAGCUACAACAAGUUUCAUCACAACGCUUACAGGGACUGCUUGAUAUUCGCGGGUAUGAACACCUUUACCAGCCUCAUGUCCGGCUUCGUCAUCUUCUCGGUGCUCGGAUUCAUGGCACAGAAACAGGGCGUUUCCAUCGACAAGGUCGCCGAAUCGGGUCCUGGUCUGGCAUUCAUAGCGUACCCGGAAGCGGUAGCCCAGAUGCCGCUGGCCCCUCUCUGGUCCGCCAUCUUCUUUCUCAUGAUUAUCCUCCUGGGUCUCGACAGCCAGUUUGUGGGUGUGGAGGGGUUCGUCACGUUCAUCGUAGAUCUAAAUCCGGGGAUAUGGCGGCGGGGUCGCUUUCGGCGGGAGAUCCUAAUCGGUCUCAUCUGCAUUGCAUCCUUCCUCGUCGGUCUAUCCAUGGUGUGCAGGGGCGGGAUGUAUGUGUUCCAGCUGUUCGACUACUACUCCGUCAGCCGCACCAUCUUCGUCAUCGCCUUUAUUGAGAUGAUAGUCGUCUCAUAUAUCUAUGGUAUCGGGCGUUUCCACGAGAACCUGGAGGCAAUGUACCGGACGCGGGUGACGCCCUUCGUCAAGGUGUGCUGGGCCAUCAUAACCCCGACAUUCAUACUGACGCUGUUUGUGGCUGGUGUGAUCUCCUACUCGAACUUGACGUACGACCGAAAGUCUGUGUCCUACGAGUACCCGCAGUGGGCGAUUAUGAUCGGCUGGGUAUUGGCAUCCGCCUCCAUAGUCUGGAUCCCUAUAGUGGCGGCGUAUAGGUUAUACCAGGUUCCCGGGACCCUUUCACAGAGGGUACGGGAGGCUAUCAAGCCCAAGUUGAAAAAGCACCAGAUCCGACCGAACGAGGAUCUAUCAAAAAUCAAGUACAUUGGCGAGGACGAGGAGUAGUGGUGAUGACUGUGGCCCGCGGGGUCCGUGAUGACAGUGGCCCGCGGGAUCAGGGGUGACAGUGGCCCGCGGGAUCAAAACGCACCAAAUCAACACAUUCGAAUUGAAUAUAAUUACUAUGACGAUAAUGUGGCGUUCAAUGCAUAUUGUCGCAUUUUCCAUUGACUGAUAAAAUGAUAUCGAUGUUUGUUUAGAUAUUUAGUAAGUAUUCACUUCAUGCACGUUGACCUCUAUACCGUACGAUAUGGCAAAGUUUUAGUUUGGAGAAGUAACAUAUAAUUCUUAUUCCAUGCUGUAUUUACAUUGUUUUAAACUUUCGGCCUAUCCAUGAACAAUAGUUUAUACAUGAAAUUAUUAUAGUGUUAUUUUUCAUUUGUAGUUGCACGUUAUUCCUAACAAAUCAUAGUGUAGCAUUAUACGCGAGGGAAAUAAAGCCCACAAUGCUUAAACACAA
Mya arenaria is the source of this 2487-nucleotide messenger RNA. Its product is annotated as sodium- and chloride-dependent taurine transporter-like. The transcript has 14 exons. Lineage: Eukaryota; Metazoa; Mollusca; Bivalvia; Myida; Myidae. Gene Ontology annotation, cellular component: membrane. The coding region runs from base 150 to 2033 and encodes 627 amino acids. Gene Ontology annotation, biological process: sodium ion transmembrane transport. The record is from RefSeq and is a predicted model, not a curated record.